AUGUGUAUCAGAAGUCAACAAUUCCUGCUUGGUUUAUUGGCAAUUCAACGAUUCUUCAUUUAUUUCUAUCCCAGCGCCGAGAAAUAUUUGAAUUUCUCAAAAAGAGCAUUAAAGUGGAUUUUGGUAGUUUCCUAUGCAGUUUCUGUUUCAGAAGCUCUACUUCGAUUAAAAACAAAAGCAGAAAAGGAACCAGGUGUAUCUCUAGCUUCUAUAGAAGAUAUUUACUUGUUUCUUCGUUUUGUAUUUUUAACUGCAUCUGCUGCAUUAUACAUUCCUAUUGUUGUUAGUAUCGGUAAACUAGCCAAUUUGGCUUCUGCAAAAAUCAGUAACCCCCAAAGAUUUGUUGCUUGGCAAUUAGUAGUUGUUGUCGCAAAGCAAAUGAUUUGUCUUAUUUACUUUUUUUAUGGGGAGUCAGAAUAUGAAGAUAAACCGUAUCUUCGAAUUUCUGCAGCAAUUAUUGAUUCCAAAGGUUUCGACGCUUUGCUGAUGCCAACAAUCACUCAGAUCACUUAUCUCGGAUGUAAUAGGAGGAAUGUGAUGGCUUUAUGGAAGACGGUUAAGCCUAAAUGGUUAUUCAGAAGUUCUAGAAGAAUAAUNNCGGACGUUUCGAGUUCGAUAUGGGGAGAGAAUUGA
Messenger RNA from Caenorhabditis briggsae, 633 nucleotides. The record is from RefSeq and is a predicted model, not a curated record. The coding region runs from base 1 to 633 and encodes 210 amino acids. Lineage: Eukaryota; Metazoa; Nematoda; Chromadorea; Rhabditida; Rhabditidae. The transcript is spliced from 3 exons.